Molecule: messenger RNA, 5680 nt
Organism: Pundamilia nyererei
Lineage: Eukaryota; Metazoa; Chordata; Actinopteri; Cichliformes; Cichlidae
Gene: zeb2b
Product: zinc finger E-box binding homeobox 2b
Exons: 9
Coding region: 998-4585 (1195 amino acids)
Biological process (GO): anatomical structure development; regulation of transcription by RNA polymerase II
Molecular function (GO): RNA polymerase II cis-regulatory region sequence-specific DNA binding; DNA-binding transcription factor activity, RNA polymerase II-specific
Source: RefSeq, a predicted model, not a curated record
UUUUUUUAUUCAUUUAUUUAUUUCCUCUCGUUCUGGAUCUUAUUUGAACCAUUUCUCCCACUCGCUCGCUCACUCAGCUCUCCACUCCAAUACCCACUUCUCCCAGUAACGGCGAUUUGCGCUGAUAGAUUCGCAGGCGAAACGCGCAAUUUGGCUCUAAUCGCUUCUUCUACUUUUAUGUUUAUGCGCCAUUUGUGCCUUAAAGCUUUCUUUCCUCUCUCCUCUUUCUUGUUCUUCUUCUUUUGGCACAUUUGAACAAUUAUCUCCCCCCCCCCCGUCCAUCUGUUAUUUAUUAGCAGAGUUUGGAUUCACUUUAUUAAACCUGAAAGAGCAAUUUUUGCUCAAGUGUUUAUCGGGUGUUGCGUGACUUUUAAAUCCCAGGGAAAGCCCUCCGUUUUUAAAAGAACAGAGUGACUGAAAUGUGAGUUUGUUCUCCCUAAAAAAGCGCAAAAAACUAAAAAAUUAUUGUUUUGAAGUUUAAUUAAAAGAAGUGGAUUUUUUUUUAAAUAUUUUGCUUACAUCGGAGAGGAGGGGGUAGAGAGCGGGCUGUGAAACUUUCCUGAUUUUAAAUAAGAAGAAUUCCGCUUCUCGUCCUCAGCCCUGAUCUCUGAGCCGAUCAGCUGAAAAUCUAAAUUAGACGGACACGGAUCUCCCCCCCACCCUCCACCUCACCGCUCCUCUCCUCUCCUUCCUUUCCCCUAUUUCUCCCAUUUUUUCUUUCCUCCUCUCUCUCUUUGAAACGAUCUGUCCCUCCGAUCCAACACGCAUUUUCAGCUUCUCGUCCGGGGCGCAAGUGGAUGUGGAUCACUCUCACACCCCUCCUCCUCCCCCUUCUACUACUUCACCACCACCACCACCACUACCUCCUCCUUCCCUUCACCCCAACUCACAUUGUUGGUGCUGGUGUGUGUGUCUGUGUGUGUUUUCAGAUCUCAAGCUGAAAUCAAGGAAUCGAGUCCAUGCGAGCUGCCAUCUGAUCCCACACACACACUUAUCAAUGAAGCAGGAGAUCAUGGCGGAUGGCCCCAGGUGUAAGAGGCGAAAACAAGCCAACCCGAGACGGAAAAACGCUCUCAACUACGAGAAUGUGGUGGAGACCGGAUCAGAGACGGAGGAGGAAGACAAGCUGCCAGUGUCUGAGGAAGACCCUCUGAUCAACGGAACCGGCAGCCCGGCCAGCCUCACCAACCCUGAGGUCUCGCCACGUAUCGAGGGACACGGCCUGCUGAACAAGGACGACGAUGACGACGAGAUGAGGGACAGCGGCGUGGAGCACAUUUGGCCCGACAAUGACAUGCUGAGUGCUUCCGUGGACGGUACUGAUGAAAUAAAAGAUGAUUUUGACACCCUGGGGCCUGAUACCACUUUGCAGACAGUUGGAAACGGUACAGUCAAGAGCGUCGAUUGCACUUCAGAGUUGGAGGACUUCUUUGCCAAGCGGAAGCUGGAUGACAGCGACAGCCACGUGGUGAGCAUUGCCGAGUACCUGCAGCGGGGCGACACCGCCAUCAUCUACCCGGAAGCCCCCGAGGAGCUGUCCCGCCUGGGCACACCGGAAGCCACUGGACCGGAGGAGAACGACCUGCCACCUGGAACGCCAGAUGCCUUCGCCCAACUGUUGACCUGCCCCUACUGCGACCGGGGCUACAAGCGUUUGACAUCGCUAAAGGAGCACAUCAAGUACCGCCAUGAGAAGAACGAGGAGAACUUCGCCUGCCCCCUGUGCAACUACACGUUUGCUUACCGCACUCAGCUUGAGCGGCAUAUGGCCACACACAAGCCUGCAAGGGAUCAGCACCAACUGCUCAACCAAGCGGCCGGCAACCGCAAGUUCAAAUGCACCGAGUGCGGCAAGGCCUUCAAAUACAAGCACCAUCUGAAGGAACACCUCCGGAUUCAUAGCGGUGAAAAACCUUAUGAGUGCCCCAACUGCAAGAAGCGCUUCUCUCACUCGGGCUCCUACAGUUCCCACAUCAGCAGCAAAAAGUGUAUUGGCUUGAUUGCAGUCAAUGGCAGGAUGCGCAGCAACAUGAAGACAGGCUCCUCCCCUACCUCUGCCUCCGCCUCCCCCACUAACACUGCCAUCACCCAGCUGCGACAAAAGCUUGAGAACGGAAAGCCACUCAGCCUCGCCGAGCACAACAACCACCUGAACAUCAAGACGGAGCCGCUGGACUUCGACUACAAGCUGAUGAUGGCUUCUCAUGGAUUUGCCGCUCCUGGGCCUUUCAUGAAUGGAGGAGUGGGGGGAAACAGCCCACUUGGGAUCCACCACAACUCGGCCCAGAGCCCCUUGCAGCAUCUUGGGAUGGCCGGACUUGAAGCACAGCUCCUGAGCUACCCGGGUCCACUGGGGAAUAAUCUGAGCGAAGUACAGAAGGUUCUCCAGAUCGUGGACAACACUGUGUGCAGGCAGAAAAUGGACUGCAAGCCAGAAGAGCUCUCCAAGCUCAAAGCCCACAUGAAGGAGCUGGGAUCCCAGAUAGAGGAGCAGAAACAAGCGCUGACAACGGCUCAGGUCGGUCUUCCACUUGUUAAUCACAAUGGCGCCACCAAAAGCAUCAUCGACUACACAUUAGAAAAAGUGAACGAAGCCAAAGCCUGCCUCCAGAGCUUGACUACAGACUCAAAGAGACAGAUUAGCAAUAUCAAACGAGAGAAACCCAACCACAUGCUUGAAGGAGGUGUGGAUGAGAAGGUGCAGGAAAACAACAUGUUUACACCUUACGCUUGCCAAUACUGCAAAGAAACCUUCCCCGGGCCAAUACCUUUGCAUCAGCACGAACGCUACCUGUGUAAAAUGAACGAGGAGAUCAAAGCUGUGCUGCAGCCCAGUGAGAAUUUGAUGCCCAAUAAACCAGGGAUAUUCAUGGAGAAGAACACUCACUUACCCUCCUCCAUGUUGUCUGAGAAGGUACUCACUGGGCCUCUUAACCCUUACAGGGACCACAUGUCUGUGUUGAAGGCAUACUCUGCCAUGAACAUGGAGCCCAACUCGGAGGAGCUGCUCAAGAUUUCCAUAGCGGUCGGUCUUCCUCAGGAAUUUGUCAAGGAGUGGUUUGAGCAGCGAAAGAUGUACGAGUACGGCACUAACAGGACCCCACCACUAGAGCACAGGAACAACAUGGAUAUGGUUGUCGGAACAAAUAACCACCACACUCCACCAAAAGACUCUUUGGCAGCUAGGUCGCCACUGUCUCUAAUCAAACCUACUGACCGCAUCACAUCACCCUCCAUAGCAGAGCUCCAUAACAACGUGAACAACUGUGACAACUCGCUCAGACAUUUGAAAAACCACCAGUUCAGCGGCAGCCAAACCAAACCCACAGGUGAAAAGUUGGACCACUCCCGCAGCAACACCCCUUCCCCGCUAAAUCUGUCCUCCACUUCUUCCAAAAACUCUCACAGCAGCUCCUACACUCCAAACAGCUUGACUUCAGAAGACCUGCAGGCUGAGCCGCUGGACCUGUCUCUGCCGAGACUCAUGAAGGAACCCAAGCAUGCACUGACUGUCAAAAGCAGACCUAAAGUCAACAGUAUUACCAUUGACCAUAACAGCAUCCCUUCUCCCCGAGAGCACUUCGAAGAGCCUUUGAACUUGGCCUAUCUCAAAAAGGAUUUCUCAGGCUCUACCAACAAUGGAAACUUAGAAAAAAGCACUAGCCCCAUCUUCGGCAUUAACCCGUUUGCGGCCAAACCCUUGUACACGUCGCUUCCACCUCAGAGCGCUUUCCCACCCGCCACAUUCAUGCCCCCGAUGCAGGCCAGCAUACCAGGUCUUAGGCCCUAUCCGGGCAUGGAUCAAAUGGGCUUCCUACCACACAUGGCCUACACUUAUGCAGCAGGGGCAGCUACCCUUGCCGAGAUGCAGCAGAGGAGAAAGUACCAGCGGAAACCAGGUUUCCAGGGGGACCUGCUCGACGGUACACCAGAUUACAUGUCAGGGCUGGACGACAUGACAGACCCCGACUCCUGUCUGUCGCGGAAGAAGAUUAAGAAGACCGAAAGUGGCAAGAGGCCGCACCAGUGCCAGAUCUGCAAGAAAGCCUUCAAACACAAACACCAUCUCAUCGAGCACUCCAGACUGCACUCGGGGGAGAAACCUUACCAAUGCGACAAGUGCGGGAAGAGGUUCUCGCACUCGGGCUCAUACUCGCAGCACAUGAACCACCGCUACUCCUACUGCAAGCGUGAGGCCGAGGAGCGGGAGGCCGCAGAGAGGGAGGCCCGCGAGAAGGGCCACCUGGAGCCCACCGAGCUGCUCAUGAGCAGGGCGUACUUGCAGGGCAUGACUCCUCAGGGUUACCCAGAGCUGGCGGAGCGAGAGGCUAUUCUGAGGCAUGACGUGGUGAACGGAGGGAUCAGAGAUGCAGGGCGAAAGGAAGUGGAUGGAACGUACGCAAAGAUUGGACGGAGGGACGACGAGUUUGAGGAGGAGGAGGAGGAGAGCAAGAGCAUGGACACGGACCCGGACACGUUGAGGGACGAGGAGGAGAACGGAGAGCACUCGAUGGACGAUAGCUCGCUGGACGGCAAAACGGAAACCAAAUCGGAUCACGAGGACGCGAUGGAGGAUGGCGUGUAAUCGGCGGCGACACUUCAGAAGCUUCCCAUCUUUAGAAGUUUAAAAAAAGAAAAACUAAUGAAAAAAAAAAACAAAAGAAAAGAAAAGAAAAAAAGUUUUUAAGUUUCUCUCUUUUCGGUUCAAGUAUUCUUACCUGCUCGGUUUAAAACGCCGUGUUUUAAGCUGUACGUGCACGUGCCUGAAGCUUCCGGGAAGCUUGACGGACUCCUCAACGUGGACUCAAAUAUCAAUCCGGAAGAGGAGGAGGAGGAAGAAGGAGGCAUUGAAGGGGGGAGGGGGAGGCUUGGGUUUGUGAAAUAAGCUGCAUUAUGCAAACCGAACAAUGAAUAAAUGAAUACAUUUCAAAAAAUGUACAGUACUAAGGCCUAAAAAUAUGUGUGGUGCUAACCUCCUCAAAUAAAAACCCCUGUGUUCCAUAGUAUUUAUAGCACAACUAGUGACUUGUACAAAUUGCACUCCGCUUCUAUAAUCAUGAACAAAAAUAAUAAAAAGUAUUGCCUAUGUAUAUAUUUAUACAGUGUUGGAAAAAGAGCAGUAGUAUCUGCACUACUACAGUCCUUCAGUAUUACCUUUGUUAUCACCAACCUACCUACGGUGUCGUCUUUAGUUUUCAUCUCCAGCCACACUGUUUUAGGCCUCUUGAAUCAAAUGAAGGAAUUAAAAUUCAAAGACUGUGUGAAGGAGCUUUCCCCCCCCGUUUAUUUUUUUGUUUGUUUUUUUAUUAUUUUUUUUAAAAGAGACCUUCAUUUUAAGGGAAAAUACAGUUUUACGGACAGAUGUUGUUUUUUGGGGAGGGUCAAAAAAAAAAGAAGGACGAAGCCUUUGUAAGGUGUUUUUGAUAAGAAAAAAGAAGCCUUAUAUGCAAACCUUUUAACCUGUGUGUUUUCUGCAAGUGCCACCCUCGUAUUGUGUAAAAGGAAGGUUACUUUUUUUCACCAGCUUCAGUAUUGAUGAAAUGGUUCACCGUUGUUCUUUGAAGCACCCGUGUCAGUAUUAUAGGCAGCAGUUCCUUAGUUUACAUUAUGUUGUGCAAUGUUUUCUCACCUCUUUUCUUUGUCAGUAUUACACCAAACCAUUUUUUCCUCUUUUUUUUUU